AUGCAGGAGAGCAGCAGCAAUGAGAUGUGGGAAGGUUGGAGUACUGUUUCCAACCAAGUGUACAACAACCCCAAGGUGACGCUGCUGAUGAACUCAAGAGCGGUCCAGUACCUUAAUGGCCACCCAGUGUUGGCCCUGGCGGUGAUGAUGUUCUGCGCCACGGCCACAGUGCCAAUUGGGCUUUUCAUCCUUUUUGCAGUGGUGACACUCAUCAUGUCGGCAGUCGCUUUUGUUUUCGUUGAAGGCUUCCUGCUGUUUACGGGCGCGAUAAGUCUGCUAUGCAUACUGUCCGGCGUGGCCUUCUUCUCACUUGUGGCGUCGGCCGUCUUCGCUGCCUUUUACAUGGCCGUCUCCAACAUCCUUAACUACUAUUACCCUCAUCUAACGAAGGUUGCCAAAGAAUACGAGAAAAACGAAGUGGAGGAAAUGACGCAAAAAACAACACAGUAG
Molecule: messenger RNA, 450 nt
Organism: Nerophis lumbriciformis (worm pipefish)
Lineage: Eukaryota; Metazoa; Chordata; Actinopteri; Syngnathiformes; Syngnathidae
Source: RefSeq, a predicted model, not a curated record